AUGCCCGGCCGUCGUCGCACCCGCAGCGGCCUCACCCAAAACAAACUCAAGCGGUACAUCAAGAAAUCUCUACCUUACACCCGCAAACUACGCUCCUCAGUACCAAUGGAAUACGACCCCGAUACCCAGCGCAUCCGCGCCCGCCUCGACAAUUACGGUAGUCCGCAGGAGAUCGCCGAGGAGGCUUACCGUGUCUGCCGCAAGAAUACGGAGUUGAGGAAAGAGUUGGAGAGCGUCAAGAAGAGUGUCGUAGUGCCUACACACCUCCCCGCUCCUUCCGCAAGUACAUCUACUACACCAACGUCGUCCUCAAACACCACCAUGGCCGACGCUAUCACCACCACCGCCGGUGCCGUCGGCUCCAACACCGCCCCCGACGCCACCGCCAAGGGCACCAUCAAGGCCCUCAAGAACCGGGUUGCGGUGAUGGAAGACGCCCUGAGUGAGUUGAGACGGGAAGCACCCAAGAUGCGCGAGUCCAUGGCGUGGAUGUGGGAGAUCAUCGGGGACAACCGCGUUCACGUCCCGAGGGACUUGAGAGAUAUGUACCAUGACAGUAUGACUGUCGAUGCUGUGGAUUGGAUGGGGGGUAAGAGGGGUGGUGGCGGCCGGAAGGAGAAGGGAUGGAAGCUGGAUGGGAAGAAUGGUGAUGGUGGUGGUGGGGAGAAGAAGGGUGGUGGUGAAAAGAAGUUUGAGGGUGGCCUGAAGGCCGAUAACGUCGUCGUGGGUCGCAAGCGCAAGGGCGCGAGUCCUCUUGCGGACUACAGCAAGAGGGCCAGGGUCGAGAGCGAGGACGAGGGUGAGCUGGACUACUAA
Molecule: messenger RNA, 816 nt
Organism: Alternaria ventricosa
Lineage: Eukaryota; Fungi; Ascomycota; Dothideomycetes; Pleosporales; Pleosporaceae
Exons: 2
Coding region: 1-816 (271 amino acids)
Source: RefSeq, a predicted model, not a curated record